CCACGAAGAAAUGACUUUUGGAGGCUCGGAAGGUGUUAUUCGUCAUCAGCUCGUUAAACUGAAUCUGAAUAUGUAUAAUAAAGUCAAAACAAAAUUCCACUUGAAUUUUGCAUUAGCUGAACCUUAUAUUGAAGUACUAAAUCGCGAUAAUUUUGUAUCGAACGAAGAAAAAUCAAAUCAUCAACUUUGGACUGAAUUGUGUGAAUUAAUAUCGAAAAGUCCAUCAAAACUUAAAUCAACUGAAGGUGAAUCAAUUAUUCGUCAAGGAAUUGAAAAAUAUAAAGAUCACGUUGGACAGUUGUGGACAUCCCUAGCAGAUUAUUAUAUUCGAGCAGACUGUUUCGAAAAAACUCGCGAUAUAUUCGAAGAGGCAAUUGAUGCCGUUUUGACUGUAUUCGAUGCCUAUGCACAAUCUGAAGAGGGUGCAAUAAUAGUCAAAUUUAACGAAGAACAAUUGACAGAGGAUGACGCUCUUGAAUUAGAAAUUCAUUUGGCUCGGUUGGAGUAUUUAAUGGAUCGUCGUCCAUUAUUAUUAUUGUAUGGUGAACAAUAUGAUAAAGUAAUUGAGACGUAUGCACGUGCUGCUCAAACAAUUGAUCUAAAAAUAUGUACUGGAAAACUUCAUGAGUUGUGGAUAUCGCUGGCACAAUUUUAUGAUAGUAAUGAUCAACUGGAUGAGGCACGAUAUAUUUAUGAUAAAGGAACAAAAGUCACUUAUCGUCAUGUUGAUGAUUUGGCAUGUGUUUGGUGUGCAUGGUGUGAAAUCGAAUUGAAACACGAAAACUACGAAGAAGCUAUUCGACUAAUAGAACGUGCCACAGUAUUACCACGACAUAAAGGUGAUUAUUACGAUGUAAAUGGAACAGUACAAAUGAGAUUACAUAAAACUUUAAAACUAUGGUCGUUCUAUGUUAAUCUAGAAGAGUGUUACGAUACAUUUGGAACAGUUAAAGACGUGUAUGAUCGUAUAAUCCAUUUAAAAAUAGUCACACCACAAACAAUUAUUAAUUAUACCGUUUGUUUGGAAGAUGAUAAAUAUUAUGAAGAUGCAUUUCGAACAUAUGAGAAAGGCAUUGCUCUGUUUAAAUGGCCAAAUGUUUAUGAUAUGUGGUUAACAUAUUUAUGUAAACUUGUUCAACGUUAUUCGGAUGAUUCAAAGUUGGAACGUACUAGAGAUUUGUUUGAACAAUAUCUCGAAGAUUGUCAACCAAAAUAUGCCAAAAAUUUAAAUUUAUUAUACGCUAAAUCGGAAGAAAAACAUGGACUAGAUGGGCGAACAUUAAAAAUAAACGAAAGAGCAACAGAAGCUGUUGAACCAAAGAAAAAUACGAGGUAUGUCUAG
Molecule: messenger RNA, 1342 nt
Organism: Didymodactylos carnosus
Lineage: Eukaryota; Metazoa; Rotifera; Eurotatoria; Philodinida; Philodinidae
Source: the annotation of a GenBank genome assembly